AUGACUGGUUUCGGCUUCUCGACGCCCAUAUCUGACUUUUGUGAACAGGUGCUUGGUAGUCAAAUAGUUUUCGUUCUUUUCUUUUUUGGGUCUUGGGCCUGUGAAAUAGAAUAUACCUUGCAUAGUGCAUGCACUAAUCACUGCACACAAAUCAACCAUUACGCAGUGGUGCUUAGUGGGCCAAAAGAACCACACCGUUUUUUCUUUUGUAGUGGUCCUUUUUCUUCUUACUUCAUGACGGAUGGGAACCAAAGGGAGCUGUUUCCAGCUACAGCAACCGUUCUGCCUGUGCGAGAUAAAAAAAUCCCUAGCACGGCCAUCCACUUGGUUCUGGGUGGCACUGCCGGAUUGGUUUCUGCAAUCAUGCUCCAGCCACUCGACUUAUUGAAAACCAGACUACAGCAGCAGCAGAAAAACAAUGCCUUCUACCGAACGAGUGUGCGCAAAGAGAUUGGCAAAUUGGCCAACAUCAAAGACUUGUGGCGAGGUGUUCUUCCCUCCACGUUGAGGACUUCUAUUGGGGCCGGACUUUACUUCACAAUGCUUUCGCAAAGCCGAACGUACUUGGCCAGCCUCAAAUCGACAAGUCAGGAAUCACGCUCCAGUGUAUUGCCCAAGCUUUCGCAUGCGGAAAACAUGGUCACAGGCUUUGUUGUUCGAGCUAUGGUGGGAGUCAUUACUAUGCCCAUUACCAUUAUAAAAACACGGUUUGAGUCAAGCGUUUACAGUUACAAUUCCAUGUACGAAGGGUUUCAAGGCAUCUAUUCUGAUGGGGCAAGCACCGGAGGUUCUAUGCGCAACUUUUUCAAGGGUACUGUUGCUACCAUGGCCCGUGAUUGCCCAUACGCGGGACUCUAUGUGUUGUUCUACGAAGGUUUCAAAAACGAUGUUUUCCCAACGCUAUUGACACUGGCGGGUGUUGCCCCAGCAUACUUAGGGAGUGUCACCAACUCCGCUGCAGCCAUAAUGGCCGCUUCCGUUUCCACCACCAUUACCGCCCCAUUUGACGCUAUUAAAACGCGCCUACAGUUGAAACUGGGCACUAGCAAGUCGCCGUCCAUUUUGUCGGUAACACGAGAAUUGGUUCUGGAACCUGGUGGAGUGCGUAACUUGUUCCGCGGGCUUUCGUUGCGGCUAGGAAGAAAAGGUGCGAGCGCUGGCAUCAGCUGGUGUAUAUAUGAAGAGUUGCUCAAGUUUUUGUGA
This is a messenger RNA of Clavispora lusitaniae ATCC 42720, 1203 nucleotides long. RefSeq lists its product as uncharacterized. The record is from RefSeq and is a predicted model, not a curated record. Gene Ontology annotation, cellular component: mitochondrial inner membrane; mitochondrion. Gene Ontology annotation, biological process: glycine import into mitochondrion. Gene Ontology annotation, molecular function: glycine transmembrane transporter activity. NCBI's taxonomy places the organism in Eukaryota, Fungi, Ascomycota, Pichiomycetes, Serinales, Metschnikowiaceae.